Scutellospora calospora is the source of this 336-nucleotide messenger RNA. The record is from the annotation of a GenBank genome assembly. Lineage: Eukaryota; Fungi; Glomeromycota; Glomeromycetes; Diversisporales; Gigasporaceae.
AUGUCACUUCAAAUGUUACGAUAUCGACCUCGACGUCCUUUUUGGCAACUUCCUCAACAUCGUUUACCAGUUUUAUCCCUUUAUAAAACUUUACUAAAAUUAUCCAAAACAUUUUCCAAUGAUAUUCACAGGAAGUAUUUAUAUUUUGCUAUUCGAGAAAAUUUUAGAUUUAAGCGUUACGAAACUUCGGUGGCGUCAACUAUCAAGCAUUUAAAAGAAGCAAAAGAAUGUCGGAUUACUUUACAAAAAGCAUUGCAAGGUGAUAAAGAAUCCUUUCAACAUAUUGAUGACUUGGCAUGGGGUAGGAAAGGUAGGCUCAAAGAAGUACUGGAAGUA